AUAAUCGCAUAUAUAUAUAUAUAUAUAUCUUAGUUCUUACUCUUAAUUCUAAUAUCUAACAGCCAACCCCAAAUAGCUUAUGGGAAUAAUAAUCCACUAAAGUAGUUACAAAAAGUUGAUUAUAAAAACUCCAAGGCAUCGCCCCACAAGAGAUCCCUAUAAAAGCCCUUCAAUCACCUCUUCUAAAACCCCCCAACUAACUCACAAUUCCCUCUCUGUCUCUCACUAACUUUGCACAUACAAAUUCAUCUUCUUAUUAUUCUUUUCUUAUUAUUUUUCACAACACAACACAAUGUGUAAGCUCUCGUCUCCUCUCCUCAGCAAAUGCGAUUCGUCAUCGCCAAACGACGAUCACCUCCUCUCAACAAACAAACAAGACGACAACAAAAACGAAGAGCUAGUUAUAACAAUCCCAACAACACAAGAAUCCCAAAAACCCAACUUCUUGAAAGAGGCCAACGCCAUAUCCCAAAUAGCUCUCCCCAUGAUACUAACCGGUCUUUUACUCUACUCCCGCUCCAUGAUCUCCAUGCUGUUCCUCGGCCGCCUCGGCGAGCUCGCCUUAGCGGGCGGCUCCCUGGCGGUCGGCUUCGCCAACAUCACCGGCUACUCCAUCCUCUCGGGGCUCGCUAUGGGAAUGGAGCCCAUCUGCGGCCAAGCAUUCGGCGCCAAAAAGAACACCCUCCUCGGCCUCUCCUUACAAAGAACAGUCCUCCUCCUAACCUUAGCUUCAAUCCCAAUCUCUCUCCUCUGGCUCAACAUGAAGAAGAUCCUCCUCCUCUGUGGCCAAGACGACGCCAUCGCCACCCAAGCCCAAUCCUAUCUCCUCUUCUCUCUCCCCGACCUCCUCGCCCAGUCCCUUCUCCACCCUCUCCGAAUCUACCUCCGAACACAAUCCAUUACUCUGCCCCUCACUUACUGCGCAACUCUCUCUAUCCUCCUCCACAUACCAAUCAAUUACCUCCUCGUCUCUCACCUCAAUUUCGGCAUCCGAGGCGUCGCCCUCAGUGGGGUCCUCACCAACUUCAACCUCGUAGCUUCCUUAAUCCUCUACAUCCUCAUCUCCGGCGUCCACAAGAACACAUGGCCGGGCAUUUCCACCGAUUGUUUUAAGCAGUGGAGAACUCUGUUGGGCUUGGCCAUUCCCAGCUGCAUUUCUGUUUGCCUGGAAUGGUGGUGGUACGAGAUUAUGAUUCUUCUCUGCGGUCUUCUCAUAAACCCCAGAGCCACCGUCGCUUCUAUGGGAAUCCUAAUCCAAACCACCGCUUUAAUCUACAUAUUCCCUUCUUCUCUAAGCUUCAGCGUCUCUACAAGAGUCGGCAACGAGCUUGGGGCUAAUAAACCCAAACGUGCGCGGUACGCAGCCCACGUGGGACUCCUUUGCAGCGCAAUUUUGGGACUUUUGGCGCUGGUUUUCUCGGUCAUGGUUAGAAACGUGUGGGCCAAAAUGUUUACACAAGAUAAGGAGAUCGUGUCGUUGACGUCGAUGGUUUUGCCGAUAAUCGGGCUUUGCGAGCUCGGGAACUGCCCGCAGACGACGGGCUGCGGGGUUUUGAGAGGCACGGCCAGGCCUAAAGUGGGGGCCAAUAUAAAUUUGGGGUGUUUCUACAUGGUGGGAAUGCCUGUGGCUUUGGUCUUGGCUUACUUUUUGGGGUUUGAUUUCAAGGGGCUUUGGCUCGGUCUGUUGGCGGCGCAGUGGUGUUGUGCUUUGACCAUGUUGGUGGUUUUGGGCCUCACUGAUUGGGACUCGGAGGCUAAGAGAGCUUUGGUCCUCACUGGAGCAUAUUCAGUUGUUCAUCAUCACGAUAAUCAUGAUCAUGAUGAUCAUGAUGACAGCGAAAACGAGAAGGCUGAAGUCAAGGGAGAUGAUUGUUGUUGUUUAUACAGUAAAUUUGGUGAUUUAGAUUGCGAUAACAAUUCACCCGUUUAAUCAAUUAAUUUAAUGGGUUUUUUUCUUUCUUCUUCUUCUUCUUCUUCUUCUUGAUUUAUUAUAAGGUGUAUAAAGAAAGUAGCUAGAGACAGAGUAAGGAAGAGGAGGUUUAUUUCUUCUUUUUAUCUCUUUUUCUUUUUUUUUUUCAAAAACAAAAAAAACAAAAAAACAAAAAAAAAAAACCUUGGUGGUUGGGAUUUGUUGUUCUCAGGGAGAGGCUCCACUUAUAUUUAAUAUACAUUCAGGUCUUUUUAGGUAGGUA
Molecule: messenger RNA, 2192 nt
Organism: Morus notabilis
Lineage: Eukaryota; Viridiplantae; Streptophyta; Magnoliopsida; Rosales; Moraceae
Product: protein DETOXIFICATION 49
Exons: 1
Coding region: 293-1930 (545 amino acids)
Biological process (GO): xenobiotic detoxification by transmembrane export across the plasma membrane
Cellular component (GO): membrane
Molecular function (GO): antiporter activity; xenobiotic transmembrane transporter activity
Source: RefSeq, a predicted model, not a curated record